AUGGAGAGGGGCGCCGCCACCGCCGCCGCGGCGCUCGGCUGCGCCCUCCGCUCCCCUUCUCCCUCCGCGUCCCCGGCUCCCCGGUGGCCGCCGCUCCUCCGCUGCCCCCGCCGCGUCCCGCCCUUGCCUCCCCGCUCCCUCCUGCCGCCCGCGCGGCGUUUCAGGCCUCUAGACAUGAAGAAGGGACAGAGUAGGAACUCACUGAAGACCUUCAGCUCAUCUGGACACUCGGGGGUUAGACUAAACAAUGUAGAUCUCAUCAACGAUAAGCUCCUAAUAGAUUGUGGAGAGGAUCAAGAUUGUGUGCUCGGUGGCAUAGUUGCCCUGGGAAAGUUUGAUGCCCUCCACAUUGGUCAUCGGGAAUUGGCAAUGCAUGCUUCUAAAGCAGGGACUCCUUUUCUUCUUUCUUUUGCGGGAAUGGCCGAAGUACUUGGCUGGACAUAUAGGCCUCCUAUAGUUGCUCAAUGUGAUCGCAAGCGGGUCCUUUCGUCUUGGGCUCCAUACUGUAGGAAUGUGGUACCUCCUGAAUAUCAAGUUGAGUUUUCAAAGGUCAGGUCCCUGUCUCCACGACAAUUUGUUGAAAGGUUAUCAAAGGAUCUUAGAAUAAAAGGUGUCGUAGCAGGUGAAAAUUACAGGUUUGGUUACAAAGCAUCUGGUGAUGCAGCUGAGUUAGUGAAACUAUGUGAGGAAUUUGGUUUAAGUGCAUUGAUUGUACGUUCUGUCAUGGACACGGCAAAAAGAUCUCAUAAUGGAGUUUCAGCCGCUAUAAAUUCGAGUGAUAAAGGACAGGUUUCUUCCAGCUGUGUCCGCCAUGCGUUGGCUAUGGGUGACAUGGAAUACGUCUCUGAAUUACUAGGGAGGAAACACCGUCUUGUGCUAAUGGUUAACCAACACUGCCUUCAUGAAAAGAAAAACAUUGUACUCCCUAAUUCUUGCAUGUUGAACAUGCCACCAGCCGAAGGUCUCUAUGAAAACUGUGACCUUGUUAAUGGAGGGUAUCUUGGACCAUGUAGAGUGAUCAUCAACUCUGAUACCCUCAUCAUUGAGAUGAAAGAUGAGAACAGUUUUUCUCUAAAUCCUAUUCAAGAAGUUCGGCAGUUAGGGAUUGAGUUUGGAUAA
This is a messenger RNA of Miscanthus lutarioriparius, 1119 nucleotides long. The record is from the annotation of a GenBank genome assembly. Lineage: Eukaryota; Viridiplantae; Streptophyta; Magnoliopsida; Poales; Poaceae.